Penicillium manginii is the source of this 1200-nucleotide messenger RNA. Its product is annotated as Zn(II)2Cys6 transcription factor. NCBI's taxonomy places the organism in Eukaryota, Fungi, Ascomycota, Eurotiomycetes, Eurotiales, Aspergillaceae. Gene Ontology annotation, biological process: DNA-templated transcription; regulation of transcription by RNA polymerase II. The coding region runs from base 1 to 1200 and encodes 399 amino acids. Gene Ontology annotation, cellular component: chromatin. Gene Ontology annotation, molecular function: DNA-binding transcription factor activity, RNA polymerase II-specific; zinc ion binding; RNA polymerase II cis-regulatory region sequence-specific DNA binding. The record is from RefSeq and is a predicted model, not a curated record. The transcript is spliced from 4 exons.
AUGCUGUCAAGCCCAGAAUCCGAUAGCAUCGACUCGUCUUUAAAGUGCGAUUAUCCAGGAUGUCAUGCAGCUUAUCAACGAAAAGAGCACCUAAACCGACAUAUGUCACACCAUAAUCGAAGAGAGCGCUGCUCCUGUCCUUAUUGUGACAGUACUUUAACCAGAAGGCAUGCUCUAUCUGAUCUCUUACGUCGCCAUGUUCGGAAGUACCACCCAGACAGAGAAUUGCCGCAAUCGCGGGCGCUAAGGGCCUGCACAUCUUGCCAUGCUCGAAAAGAGCGCUGUGACGGCGGGUACCCAUGUGCUCGAUGUCAGCGCAGAGGGACUGAUUGUUCACUCACGCGCCAAAAGACUGUUCUAGUUGACCGUACUAUGCGAGAAAAGCAAACUCUCUUUAGCAUAGACUUGGUGGGUUUUGCACCUGGCACGUCCAGGUGGAUCGGCCAAGACUUUCUCGAUAUUUACUUCCGUGACUUCCAUCCCGCUUGGCCGUUCCUUCAUCGAGGGACUUUUAAGAUGUCGACAGAGCCAUGUGUCCUUGUUCAAUCGAUGGUGAUGAUGGGACUGUACAUCAAAGGUGAUCAAAAAUCUCGCGACACGGCGAUGACCUUUCACACUAAGUUGAUAUCCGCCAUUGAAGCUCAAAAGUCCGAAUGGUAUGUCUCGGAAUCGACGUCAGGUCUGAGUAAUGAAGCGUCCUGGCCAAUAGCGACCUUCCAAAGUGUCCUUUUACAGAUUAUAUUCGCCCUCUUUGUGGCGGAACGAGAGACUACCUUCGAUUUAAGCUGUCGCUACCGACUAUCAGCUCCCGCCUACGGACUUCUCACAGCACUGGUAGAAACCUGUCGACAAGUAGGUUUGUUCUGCUACCCGACUAUGCUCAGCAAACACCACCCCUCUGCUCCAUUGGCACUUGUGUGGUAUGUCGGUCAUGUACUUCUGGUGUCUCUUCCGACACGGAGCCUACCUUUUCGCAGAGAUGGUCAUCCCUUGAAAAGUGAGCUCUUAACACUCGCAGACUUAAAUUUCUGCCUGCCGGAUAGUGAUGAAUUGUGGAACGCUCCGCCCAGCCAACGACCUGCGUUGAUUCGAGGUGCUGCUUCCCAGCAGCUGUUCAGGGAUAAUCGGGACUCAGGCAGCUGGAUAUCCCAGACGUCGAGGCAAUUGAACGAUGCUAGUGUCUCGUUUGAUUGGAUAUAA